This is a messenger RNA of Misgurnus anguillicaudatus (oriental weatherfish), 5646 nucleotides long. The record is from RefSeq and is a predicted model, not a curated record. NCBI's taxonomy places the organism in Eukaryota, Metazoa, Chordata, Actinopteri, Cypriniformes, Cobitidae.
GAAUGCCUCAUUACUUUUCGUCAAACCACCAAUUCUGUGUUCUUUCUAUCUCAUUCAUUUUUCGUACAGUCUCCAUGCGUAAUGAGAUUUUUACUGGCACUACUCUUUUAAUGCAUUUUCCGACUUUCUAACACAUAAUUCACUGCCUCGGGCGCGUGAUGCAGGGCGAAUUGAAAGAUGGCGCGAAAGAGCUCUUGAGCAGACGCGCGCAGGUAAACACAGGUCCAACAAAAUGCGCAGUUCGUGAGGCGCGCUCCUGCUGCACGAGGCUACAGAUUGUCAUUAUGUGCACCGAGUGAAUACAGGACUAAAUCUCAAAGCAACAGUUUAUUCAGAGGACCGCCGUGAGCUGUUUUGUCCAGUGACCCGCUGGAGCAAAGCACGCCAGGAGCAAUGGGAUCUGACCGGCAUACUGAUACGCCCCAGCAUCCAAGCAGCACCGGACACAGGAACGCGCUUUCAACCUGACACUUUGGUUUUCGUAAGAGUUGCGUUUCGUUAUUUUAAUGUUGGUCACAUAGUCGCGCAUGCGUUGCUGUGUGGUUGCGCUUCUUCAGACUUUAGUUUACCGGCUCUGUCGCUCGAUGAUGAGAGGGAUGCUGGUCGCUUGGCGCGCUGGGAUCUUGUGUCUCCACGCGCUUGUGGUUUUAACGCAUGGCCGUACCCCGCCGGCGAACAGUGUGAAUGAACCCAGCAACAUGUCAUACGUCAAAGUCACCGUGGAUAAAUUACUGAAAGGAUACGACAUUCGUCUUAGGCCUGACUUCGGAGGUCCUCCGGUGGACGUCGUUAUGAGUAUUGACAUCUCCAGUAUCGAUAUGGUGUCGGAAGUGAACAUGGACUACACCAUCACCAUGUAUUUCCAGCAGUCGUGGCGUGAUAAACGUCUUUCUUACACAGGGAUCCCUCUCAAUCUCACUUUAGAUAACCGAGUGGCUGAUCAACUCUGGGUGCCUGAUACAUACUUCAUCAAUGACAAGAAAUCUUUUGUUCAUGGGGUCACAGUAAAGAAUCGUAUGAUUCGUUUGCACCCUGAUGGAACUGUGCUUUAUGGUCUCAGGAUAACUACCACAGCUGCAUGUAUGAUGGAUCUACGCAGAUAUCCACUGGAUGAGCAGAACUGCACGCUGGAGAUUGAAAGUUAUGGAUACACCACAGAUGACAUUGAGUUUUACUGGCAGGGUGGGAGUUCUGUGACGGGUGUGGAUAACAUUGAGCUGCCACAGUUCUCUAUUAUCGACUAUAAGACGCUGUCUAAAAAGGCAGUGUUUGCCACAGGGUCGUACCCUCGUCUGUCCCUUAGUUUUAAACUGAAGAGAAACAUUGGAUAUUUCAUCCUUCAGACCUACAUGCCUUCAACCCUGAUCACCAUCCUGUCCUGGGUCUCCUUCUGGAUCAACUAUGAUGCGUCAGCAGCAAGAGUGGCACUAGGAAUCACCACUGUUCUGACUAUGACCACUAUCAACACUCACCUUAGGGAGACAUUGCCCAAAAUCCCGUAUGUGAAAGCCAUAGACAUCUAUCUGAUGGGCUGCUUUGUUUUUGUGUUCCUGGCCUUGCUCGAAUAUGCCUUUGUCAACUACAUCUUCUUCGGCCGUGGGCCACACUUACAGAAGAAAGUGGCAGAAAAAGCAGCAAAAAGCAACAAUGAGAAGAGUCGAAUGCAGAGUAACAAAAUUCAGAUUGAUAUCCAUGGAAACAUUCCCCUGACAAACCUUGAUCUGCAUCUCAGUGGGGCAGAGAUGCUCGGUGCUCUUGGGGAUCCAAGGAACACCAUGUUCUCUUACGACAGCGCCAGCAUCCAAUACCGUAAGCCCCUCACAGCUCGUGACCUCUACGUUCGACCCACCCUUUCUAUGGAGAGGCCAAUGCCCCGUAAAAAGAGUCACCUGAAAAAAAAGGCUGAUCAGCUGAAGGUUAAGAUUCCAGAUCUGACAGACGUUAACGCCAUUGACAAAUGGUCCCGUAUCAUCUUUCCAAUCACCUACACCUUCUUUAAUCUAGUAUACUGGCUCUAUUAUGUCCACUAGGGGGCAGCGUGGACUCAACUCAGUCAUCCACACAUCAGGUCAGACUCUAUUAUCCUCCUCACUUGAGUCUUGAAUUAAGUCUUGACAGGAUGGAGGGGGGUUAGAUACCGUAGCCCUCCUCUGUAAAUAGUUUAGAUAUUUAAUUUAGAUCUAGCCUAUAUUAAAACAUUUUACUCAAUAUGACUUUGAAAUCGACACUGGAUUUUUGCACAUUGCUUCUGUGGAAUCAGCUUUACGAGACCUGACUGCAACCUCAAAACUGCAUCACUGCACCACACAUCAAUGUCAGUCUUUAACCUUUAAAACAACUUUUGAAGAUUAUUAAACAACUUGCUUGGUGUGGUCUUAAAGGAACAUUUAUGGUUCAGUGCAACCUAAAAUGAUGAAAAGAAAAACAAUGUCAUCUGUUAAAGGCAGGAUAGGCAGGAAUUAUCUAAAAAACUUUUUUCCAAAUUUGUUUAAACUGUCUUUAUAUACCAAUACAUAAUUAAAAUGUAAGUACUCUGAAAAAGAGAGUAUAAAACUCGAGUGUCUGUAGACCUUUCACAACUUUUUUUAAAAAAUACAGCUAAUUAUUUCCAUUCGGGACGAAACAAAUGAUUAGCUUGCGCGACUGUCACUCUCUCUCGCGACCAUGGCACCACCCCUGUUGCUACAGGAUCUGCCCACACAUGCGCACACCCGAUUGAUUUAAACAUGCACAAGGCACUCUAGAAAGAGCAAAAGUAUGGCAGAGAAAGUGCAUUCAGAACUCACAGUACCUGCAUAUGCAGUCAGCGAAGGCAAACAAGGCAAAAAAAGGAAUAAACGAAGAAAUCAAACGAGAGUAAAUAUCGUGUGGCUUUUCCUCGAGUCGACGAUGAGGUAGCGGUAUUGUCUCUGGAGUGUAUUCCUCAUCAGAGUUAAUAAUGCUUUCAUCACGGAAACUCAUGCAACACAUGCAAAACACAGUAAAACACCUUCAUCACAGUGUAACUGAUGGUAAUAAAAAAACGUGUAUCAAUGCAAUCCGUUUUUAACUUUGUCUUAUAAAUAUAACUAGCUCGUUUGUUACCGAAUCAAACAAAAUAUAUUUUAAACUUUACCAGUAUCGAUAUGCUAGCUUAAUAGUGAGUACGUAAAGCCAUCCUAUUUGUUUAUAUUCAUAGUGACAAAGUUAGGUGUAUUAUUACAUGUGAUCCUGACAUGAUGUUACUACAUGCACCGCGCUCUUUCCUCUCCGCUCGUCUGAGGUAAAUGCUGCUCCCAGCAGAGCGGUCGGCGUCGCGUGUUCAUGUGUUUUGGGGGCGUGGCUUUAGAAGAAACCCUGAAGGGAGGGGGGUGAAGUGAAUGCAAAUAAUUAGCUGUGUUUAAAACAGUCGUGAGAGGUCUACAGACCCGUGAUUUUUAUACUCUCUUUUCAGGGUACUUACAUUUUACUUAUGUAUUGAUAUAUAAAGACAGUUUAAACAAAUUUGUAAAAAAUAAUUCAUGCCUAUCCUGCCUUUAAGCACCAUUUACUGAAACAAUAUAUCCACCAACAGGAAUUGAAAAGAAAUUAUUCUCAAAACAAAAAUACAUUCACCUUUAAAAUGAAUUGCUACUUACUUUGAAAAGGAUGAUGCAGACAACUUUACAGCUUAAAUAAUAAACAGGUUUUUCCUAAAUAAUUAAGUGCAAGUGCUUUACAAACGUAAACUUUUAACAUUUCUGCUUUUCGGCUGACCUGGUUUAUUUCCAUUGUAAGUUCCACAUUUCCUUUUUAAAACAAUAACUGAGGAACGAGUCAAUAUUGUUUUACCACCAUGCUAUUGAUUGGCCUUAUCUUGUAUUAAAUCCAGAACAGUAUUAAAUGUACAGCUACAGUAUAUGUAUACAGGAGUGGGUUAACACAAUACUUUCAAAGAUGAUUUACAGUAGCUCUUGUGUCGAAGUGUGACCUAAUGCACUUUUGUGCUUUAAAUCAAUUCUUGCUUAUGUAGUGACAGGAAAAGAUUUUAGACACUAUACACCACCAUAAGGCAUCAUGACAAGCAGGAAUUCAUUUUGAGGACAAAAUUGUCAGUAUAUACAGUACUGUGCAAAGGUCUUAGGCCACCAUGCUACCAUUAGAUUUGUUGUUUUUGCAAUGUUAUAGUGAUCAUAUAUAAUUAUUUCUCAGUCUCUUUAUUACAAUAUAACCAAUACAGGAAACUUGUAUGUAGUAUUAAAAACAGUAUAAAAGUAUAAGCUGAAGUGUCAAGUAUUUAGGGUAAACUCCACAUCCACUUGAGCAAUAGCAGGAAACUGCAGGAUCUCUUAAAUCUAAAUAAAAUUAAAUCCUAAUUCUAAUCAAAUGACUUAGGACUUCAGUCUCCUCAAAUAAGCUCAAGAUGUGUUUCGUGCCAAAGGAGGUCACACUAAAUACUGACUGAUGCCGGAGGAAGACAUUUAGUUCUGAAAAUUUUGUCUACAUAUUUCCUGUAUUUAAAAAGAGUGAAAAAUAAAUAUGGAUGGACAUUAAAACUUUGCUAAAACAACAAAGCUGGUGAUGGUGGCCUAAGACUUCGUUAUACAUUACAACAUAUCAGGAAAGAAAAAUUAUGUCAUCACGGUUUUGUGAAACUUUUUAUAAACCCACGAAUCCUGCUUAUAUAAAGAUAAUACAGUAGUUCACUUUUAUACUUUAAAGCCCAGUAUUUAAAUGAUUCAUUUGCAAGAAAUUAAUACAUUGCUUCAUAUCAUUAGUCCAUUCAAUAAAAAAAAUACUGUUAAGAAAUUCAGGAUUGCAUUUCAACUUCCUGACACUAGUAAUAAUCCGAUUGUAGCUACAACCUAUAUAUAGGCAUUUAAUAUAUAACUAUUUAUAAGGUACAGGAAAAGUGCGUUUAGCUUACAGAUACAGUAUGCAUUUAGCUUUAAACAUGUUCACUGUGAGUUAUGUAUUAUUCAAACUCAGUAAAAUGGAAGAUAGGAAUUAAUAACUAAUUUGUUUUAGUCUUCAUGGCUAAACUUUGUGCCUUUUAGGAAAAUAAAUCAUUUUACAGGGUUUUACAUACAACAAAGUAGAAUUAUUCAGAACAAAUUUCCACGCAGGGGUAUCAAGUAAUGUCUCAAGGGCUUCUCUAAUGCCCUGCAUUGAGAUUGUAUAAUCAGCUAUCUAAUUACAAAAAGUGGCACGUAAAUAAAUCGCUUGUAACACUUUAUAUUGACAAUCUGCCUGGAAAAUCAUCAGCUUGAUUGUUGAACAACACAACAUUGUGACUCCAUCAAGCCGAUGAAAUAAUAGAAGAAAAUAAACAAAGCAUAUUCAAAUUCACUCUAGCUAGAAUCAGCAUGAAUACACAAACACAUGAAAGUAAAAAAGAGCAUAGAAACUUAUAGCAUAGACCAUUAUUUCAUAGAAGUUGUUUCGGCCUAUAAAAGCAAAUGCCCCCCCAACAAGUGUAUUUCUCGCACAAUAUCUUAUUAAAACUGAUAAACAUGUAUAAUUUCUGUAUUUGCACUUAUUCUAUUGGUCUGUGCACUCUUAUGCGGGAGUGUGUUGUAGGAAAAUGUUUGAAGAUUGAAUGAGAUGGAGAUGGCGAUUGUGUAAGGACUCUUGGUUUAAAUAGUAAACAUUUAAAAUGAAUUUAAAUAAAAUAUCUUACCAAACCAA